Molecule: messenger RNA, 1538 nt
Organism: Hevea brasiliensis (rubber tree)
Lineage: Eukaryota; Viridiplantae; Streptophyta; Magnoliopsida; Malpighiales; Euphorbiaceae
Product: plastid-lipid-associated protein, chloroplastic
Exons: 3
Coding region: 322-1308 (328 amino acids)
Source: RefSeq, a predicted model, not a curated record
UUCCAUGCGAACAACACCAAAUCAUUUCCUACCUCAAGACGCUUGCUUCGCUUUCUUCGUCAUACACGUGGAUGCUAUUCCUUCUCUCCUCCUGGCCCCCAACUAUUUCGUGAGGCCUAUAUUGCCCUUAGCAGUUGCUCCUUUCUACCCAACUCAAAUUCGGCGUGCUCUUCUUCUGGAAACUUCUCCCCAGCAGAAAAAUAAGAGAUCAGAACGGGGAUAAUAUAGUCUUUUUCCCUUGUCGACUUGAUCCAACUCUGUUCUUCAUAAUCCUGCUCUGUUGAGCAACUCUUUCUGCCAAACAACCGUAGAAAGUUAGAUAUGGCUACCAUCUCUCAAUUCAAUCGAUUUCCGUGCAACACUCUCUCUAGCUCUACGCCUCGUCCAACUCCUAACUCUCAAUCCACUUCCACACCCUCAAUUCCUCUUUUUUGCUCAAUCAACACCACCAACUCAACCUCCAAAUCAAGACUUCUCACCACAUAUCCUAUCAAGCUAAGGCCCCUCUUCUUGGUUCGGGCUGUGGAAGACGACGACGAAUGGGGUCCAGAUGAGGAUGGCUCUGGUUCUGCCUCUACGGUUGCGCUGGCUGAGGAGGACAAGCCUAAGGAGUUAACGGAGAUUGAUCGUCUCAAGAAACAGUUGGUGGAUUUGUUUUAUGGGACCAAUCGUGGAUUGAGUGCUAGCAGUGAGACUAGAGCUGAGAUCGUCGAGCUUAUUACGCAGCUUGAAGCCAAGAACCCUACCCCCGCGCCCACUGAGGCAUUGGCUCUGCUCAACGGCAAAUGGAUUCUGGGGUACACUUCUUUUUCACGUUUAUUUCCACUGCUGUCAACGGGUGCCUUUCCAUUGGUAAAGGUGGAAGAAAUAUCCCAGAUUAUUGAUUCGGAGACUUUCACUGUCCAGAAUUCUGUUCAGUUUGCUGGUCCACUAGCUACUACUUCCAUCAGCACCAAUGCUAAAUUUGAAGUGCGAAGCCCAAAGCGUGUGCAGAUCAAGUUUGAAGAAGGCAUCAUUGGGACUCCCCAACUGACAGACUCUAUAGUAUUACCUGAAAAUGUGGAAUUCCUAGGGCAAAAGAUUGACCUCACACCCAUUAAGGGUUUAGUAACUUCUGUCCAAGAUACAGCAUCAUCGGUAGCAAAGACCAUUUCCAGCCAACCACCAUUGAAGUUUCCCAUCUCAAACAACAGUGCUCAGUCAUGGUUGCUGACCUCAUACCUUGAUGAAGACCUUCGUAUUUCCAGAGGUGAUGCUGGCAGCGUUUUUGUUCUUAUCAGGGAAGGCAGCCCACUCUUGACACCCUGAAUAAACUGGCAUGAAUGAGGAUUCCCCUUGAUUAAAGUAGUACUGCUUUUACAAUGAUAUAAUGGAUUAUGUGAUUGUGUAUACAAGCAAAGUAGAUGUGGUUUACAAAUCAUUAUGUGUUUUUUUUUUUUUUUUUUUUUUAUUUUGUAAUAAUUAGCAAUAAACUUAUUAUUAUCUUUUUAUAAUAAAAGAAAUGCCAAAAAAAAAUAAUGUAAAAAUUACUAUUCCUA